AUGGGUGACAAAAACCUUCGGACAUUUCGAUAUCAUCCGGCGCCUUGUCGCGUUGUCAGAAGGAAGCAAGCGGGUGCGAAUGAGGAUCAUAUCUCUUCAGCUGUUACAAUUGGCGCAAGUGAGGGUGACUGGAAAAGCGCUUUCGACCAGAAGACUUUAGGAGAUGUCAGUGCGUCCCAUGAGGGGCUCUUGAUACUUGCGACGAGAGCGGCAGAAGAGCCCAUUACCAACUCACACGAAACUACGAUUCUUUCCAAGCUCCCGUUCUCGCGGCCAAGUUGGUUGCAAAUCAUGGAAAAGUUUCACAUUCAUGAUUCGGUCGCCAGGCUUAUCAACAGGAACACUGCCGCGGAAUUUUCCCGCAGCCAAAUGAACCCAAACAAUAUCGAUGGUCUGGCCCUAAGUAAGUUUCCCUGUCACCAAAAAGAGGGUUUUAGUCUCACGGUUGCAGUCUACAAUUGCCGCUCGUCGGCUUCAUGGCCGGGUGACAUUGCCCUAUCCGUGACUUGGUUUCCAAAAAGGUGGAAGUGGUACGCCGUGUUUUACGGCUGCGACAACGCAACAGCAAAGAACAUUGAACACCGACUGAACAAUUGCGAGGAUGCAACAUGCCAUCCCCUCAUCCUGUUGGGAAUAUUUGCCGAGGUAGAAAGACGACGACAGAUCAGCCUUGUCGACAAAGGCAGUCUAGACUUCCUCAGCGCUGUAUCCAGCUUGAACAGUACUAAUCACCAGUUGGAUGACAGCGAUCACGCCAGUGCCGGAUCUCGCGACAAUAGCCUUGCCAUUGACCCCUGGCUCAAACUUUCCCAUCUGAAGAACGGUAUACAAAACUGGAAGGACCAGCUACUCAAGAUGGUAGCCCAUGCCGAUGAGCUCAACGAGUCUUACUUCAAGUCUGAUUCCAACUCCACGGUGGCCGUCAACGAACUCCGAAGCCAAAUGCGUAGAAUCGGGGGUAGGAUCAAGGACAGACUAGAAGAUAUCAUCCGCGACUGCGACGAACAGAUGAGAAAAUGCCAAACAAAUUUGGAUGGAAUCAUUCUGGCUGAUCAGAUGGUGAGGUGA
Molecule: messenger RNA, 1068 nt
Organism: Colletotrichum higginsianum IMI 349063
Lineage: Eukaryota; Fungi; Ascomycota; Sordariomycetes; Glomerellales; Glomerellaceae
Product: Protein kinase
Exons: 4
Coding region: 1-1068 (355 amino acids)
Source: RefSeq, a predicted model, not a curated record